Molecule: messenger RNA, 1335 nt
Organism: Rubroshorea leprosula
Lineage: Eukaryota; Viridiplantae; Streptophyta; Magnoliopsida; Malvales; Dipterocarpaceae
Source: the annotation of a GenBank genome assembly
UAGAUCAUCAUUCACUUUUCUCUAUCUCUCUCCCCUGAUCUCUCCCUCUCAUAAAGACCUUUCCUUUCCUUGCAUCACAACUCCUAAUCAAGAAAAGGGCAGAUCCAAGGUGGUGGUUAAGCUGUCAAUCUAUCAAUCAAUCAAUCACUCGACAAGAGUAUCAAGUUUUAAAAGGAAAAGGAAAAGGGAAUCAAAGAUGUCCUCCUCUUCGGCCUUGUCUUUGGACCACCUCCCUCCCUCCGAGCAGCUCUGUUAUGUCCAUUGCAACAUUUGCGACACUGUCCUGGCGGUGAGUGUUCCCUGCACAAGCUUCUUCAAGACUGUAACAGUUCGAUGCGGACACUGCACCAAUCUCCUGCCUGUGAACAUGAGAGGACUGCUUCUGCCUUCGGCUAAUCAUCAGUUUCACUUAGGGCACAACUUCUUCUCUCCUUCACACAAUCUUCUGGGGGAAAUUGCAAGCCCUACUCCAAACUUUUUGAUGAAUCAAAUCAACACAAAUGACUUCACCUUACCCACUCGAGGAGUGGUUGAUGAGAUCCCAAGGCCUCCAGUUAUCAACAAACCUCCGGAGAAGAGACAGAGAGUCCCCUCUGCGUACAACCGCUUCAUCAAGGACGAGAUCCAACGAAUCAAGGCAGGGAAUCCUGAUAUAAGCCACAGAGAAGCAUUCAGUGCGGCAGCUAAGAAUUGGGCCCACUUCCCUCACAUUCACUUUGGACUCAUGCCUGAUCAGACCGUGAAAAAGACUAACGGGCGCCAGCAGGAAGUGGGGGAGGACGUGCUGAUGAAAGAUGGAUUCUUUGCUGCUCCAGCUAAUGUUGGGGUUUCUCCCUACUAAUUGGCACUACAUUUCUCUAUUAAUUUGCAAUGGUGACAGUCUUUUAGGUUAGCAUGCCUUUCUGGUGGUGGACUGGGGAACUAGAUCAGUUGUGAACUGUUCAAGAGUACUAAUUUUAAAACUACUUUUAAUUUACUUGAUAUCUUAUGGAUCGAUGUAUGCAUGAUAGCAUCUACCAUGUACUUUUUUUGAGACAUGAUCUCUCUCUACGUACCUCUUCUUUCAACCAUUUAAUUAACUAUUAUCACCAAUAAAUUUACAACAUAUGAUGUUAAGUUGUAUUAAAAAUUGAGGAAUUGUCAUCAGUACAUAAAUUAUAGGUAUUAAAAGAAUGAUAUUCCAAGUAAAUUAAACCCCAGGAGCAUUAACAACAUUGCAGUAGGGAUAAAAAGAAGAAAAAAACACAAUUCAAAAUCACCUAACAUCCGUAUCAACAGGACUAAAAUUACAAACAUAAACACACACAAAGUGACAAUCGACUCAUUAAGAAGCCA